AUGAAUGAUAAAGAAGAGUGGUAUGAAAUGGCAAAAAUAUGCUGGUUCAACAGAGCAUCCCCUGCACCACCCUUACAGUUCCACUCCCAGGUACUAAAUACUAAUAAUAGCAGAAAGACUUGUGCAAUUUAUAAUAUGGCAAGAGAAAAAGACAAAACCCCUCAGGUAUUGAAGAUUGCUGUCAGUGGAGUCACUGAGCUUCUCAGGCUUUUCUCUCCUUCCCAACAAACAAGCAUAUUGAGCGGCGAUAUUGAGAAACAGAACAAUGAAUUCACAGUUUCAAGUGUUGAUGAUGUUCUAAUCAUCAUCAAGUCUGAUUAUGACAACGCAUAUUUUGUCACGGGGAACUUCACUUCUUCAAUUUAUGCAGAAAACUGUAUCUUUGAAGAUCCAACUAUUAAAUUUAGUGGUAGGGAGUUAUACGCGCGAAACUUGAAAUUGCUUGUUCCCUUCUUCGACCGUGCCUCAAUUAGGCUACUAAAGAUCGAAAAGGAUGUUAAAUCUGACACAAAUUUUCUGCGCGCAUCUUGGAAACUGAGGACCAAUUUAAAGCUUCCUUGGAGACCUCUGAUUGCUAUCGAUGGAAGCACUUCUUAUGAAUUGGAUGAUAAUUUCAAAAUCAUUAGGCACGUCGAGAGUUGGAAUGUUUCCGCACUCGAAGCAGUUUUGCAGAUUUUCACUUUCGAGUUCAAAAAAUCGGGCGGUUAA
Lathyrus sativus (Indian pea) is the source of this 708-nucleotide messenger RNA. The record is from the annotation of a GenBank genome assembly. Lineage: Eukaryota; Viridiplantae; Streptophyta; Magnoliopsida; Fabales; Fabaceae.